CAUGCCGGCCACUGCAUGCACCCCUGACGUUGGGCGGCACAUACACAUGUGCACGUUCUCAUGCAUGGAACAUGAAGAGCAUCAGCCAUCAAAGUUACAUGUUCAUGCCCAGCACAGAAUGGGGGGAGAGCUGCUAACCAGGCAUACGUGCUCCCAUAACACACACAGAGUGUGAGGAGAAUCUUCCACCAAACACGUGUGUUCACACAUGCAGGAAGUAAGGAAAGCCAUUCAUCAACACGCAUGUUCACAUACAGAUACACAGAACAGGAGGAGAAUCUUCUGGAGAACACACCCAUUCAUAUGUACACAGAGCAUGAGAACCACUCAUUGCAUGUGUGUAUGAAUAGUCAGAGCACGUGAAGAGAAUUUACCACAACAUACAGCCUAAGAACCACACCCCAAACAUGACUGUGUGCACACGCACACACCACACACACCACACACACACACAUCCCCUCGCACACACCACACACACACACACAUACAUCCCCUCACACGCACCACACACACACACAUACUUCCCCUCACACACACCACAUACAGACACACAAUACACACACCGCACACACACAUACAUCCCCUCGCACACACCACACACACACACAUACUUCCCCUCACACACACCACAUACAGACACACAACACACACACCGCACACACACAUACAUCCCCUCGCACACACCACACAUACCACACGCAAUAUAUCCCCUCACACACACCGCACACACACAUCCCCUCACACCACACACACACACCUCACACACCCCACACACCCCACACACAUACAUCCCCUCACACACACCACACACACGUAUAUCCCCUCACACACACCACAUACAGACACACAACACACACCCCCCCCACACAUACAUCCCCUCACACACCACACACACCACACACACGUAUAUCCCCUCACACACACCACACACACACAUAUAUCCCCUCACACACACCACAUACAGACACACAACACACACACAUAUAUCCCCUCACACACCACACACAUACCACACACAAUAUAUCCCCUCACACACACCACAGACACACACAUCCCCUCGCACACACCACACACACACACAUACAUCCCCUCACACACACCACAUACAGACACACAACACACACACCGCACACACACAUACAUCCCCUCGCACACACCACAUACAGACACACAACACACACACUGCACACACAAAUCCAUCCCCUCACACACACCACAUACCCAGGGUGAGGACAUCCCACCUUGCCUCCCCCAACCCCACUGAGCACAUACAGGCUCCCCCCAGGGCCAGGGAGGAGUCGCCUAGGCCUGUCCCCAGUCCCCACUCACCCAGCCAGCAUCCCAGCCUUCUGAAAGGUCCAUCACACCCUCCACUCCAUCCUUCCUUAGUUUGUCCAAUAAAUAUACUUCUGGAGCAGCAGCAAGGACAGGCCCAGGGACACCAGCCCCCCUGACUGGUGAGGGGAGGCACUGACCGAAGACGUGGUUCAGUGAGGCCCUGGGCAGACACACUCCUGAUGUCCUUCCUUAUUGCCAACAACGUACUCUCAUGGGUACAACGGAUAAGGGCUUUAUCUUCUCCACACGCUCCAGUGUAUAUCUGAUGGAGCUUUUAGCCAAGCCUGGAGAGAACCCCUAAGCCCCGUGACCUACCUUGGCCUGCAGCCCCAGGCACUCUAGAGCCAAAAUCCAGCUCAUACUCAGACUACUAAGGUCUCUCCUUUGGGAAAACGGCCAAGUUCUACAUGGUCACUCCAAAGGCCUACUUUGUGGGGAAUAGGAUGUUGAUGGGAGAAAGCUGAAUUCCUUCCAGCAAAUAAAACUGAAUGGCAGGUGCCAAAUAGGAGGGGAAACCUGUUGGCCUCUUCUGCGGGCAGAAAGUAGACCCUGUCCCUGAUGAGAAUUUCCAUGAGGUUCUUUGGGCAGUACUGACAGGUAGAUAGGGUCCCUGCCCCUGUGGAAUUCACAGUGCAGUGUGGGGGUGGGCGUUGCACAAAAAGACACAUAAGCUCAUGUUAAAUGACCAUUGUGACUAAGGCUGUGUUGGGGAGGGGCUCAGGGCCAGCGGCAUGGGUAACAGAGAGGCCCCGACAGACCAAGGAACACUUUUCUGAGACGGUGACAGUUAAAGGAGAGGCAUGAUGGGGGAGGGGGGUGUCUCAGAAUUCAUAAACCCAGAUCUGCCUUCACAGGGUGUUUGGGAUUUUAAUUUACAACUCCCUGGAAGGGCUGAGAAAAAAAUCACAGGAGAUAGUGGGAUGGCGCUAUCCUGGGGGGUCCAGCACAAAUCAACACUCGAGUCUGGGGCAACAUCCCUUCAACCCAUGUCCACACAGGAUGUUCCCAAACCUGAAGCCCCUUAGUGAAGUGAGCUCACGAUGCAAAAUCUCAAAACCCACGAGGAAAUAAUCCACCGUGACGGAGAGCUGACCUAACAAACACUGGAACUGGACUCUCAAGGCUUCAGAUAACAGAACUUGCACGCAGAGGUUAUUAAUGAAAUGUUUUAGGAUGAUUCAGAAUGAGACACCUAGGAACUAGCUGCCCGGGAAAUGGUGAAUGAAUGAGCAAACCAGAAUGUGCACAUCACCUUGACCAUCAAAGCUUCCCUCACACUGUCCUAGGAUAGAUCUGGGAUCCUGGCCUCCUCCUCCCUGUGCCCAGGUGCACAGAGCUCACCCUCCCAUCCC
This is a messenger RNA of Mirounga angustirostris (Northern elephant seal), 2690 nucleotides long. Its product is annotated as histidine-rich glycoprotein-like. The transcript has a single exon. The record is from RefSeq and is a predicted model, not a curated record. The coding region runs from base 408 to 1454 and encodes 348 amino acids. Lineage: Eukaryota; Metazoa; Chordata; Mammalia; Carnivora; Phocidae.